Varanus komodoensis (Komodo dragon) is the source of this 1530-nucleotide messenger RNA. RefSeq names its product sterile alpha motif domain containing 3 (gene SAMD3). The record is from RefSeq and is a predicted model, not a curated record. Gene Ontology annotation, molecular function: protein binding. NCBI's taxonomy places the organism in Eukaryota, Metazoa, Chordata, Lepidosauria, Squamata, Varanidae. Bases 1 to 1530 code for a protein of 509 amino acids. The transcript is spliced from 10 exons.
AUGGAAAGUUGGUCAGUUGAUCAAGUCUGCAACUGGUUGCUGCAGAAAAACUUAGGGGACCUGGUUCCUAAAUUUCGUGAGGAAGAAGUGAGCGGGGCUGCUCUCUUGGCUCUUAAUGACAGGAUGGUACAGCAGCUAGUGAAGAAAAUAGGGCACCAGGCAGUGUUACUGGACCUGAUUAAAAAAUGCAAGCGACAGACGGAGGGGCCAGCUUGGACAUGUGAAACGCCCUUCUUUGAGUCACAAGGAGAAGCCAGCGGGACUGCUGGUAUUCAGCUAACUACAGGGCAUCUGAAUUGCUUCUCUCCUAAUGAAAGCACUGAGGAUGGAUCCAUUGAUCAAAGAGUGCUCAAACAAAAAAAAAACAUGACACAUGUUUUCACAAGAUACAAACCAUUGCAAUGGACAAAUUCAUAUACACUGCCUGAGUUUCCUUAUGAUGUCAAAUGCAUAUUAGCAGAGAGGAAGUGCCCUGACCACAGUAUGAGAAUCAGGAUAAUUGAAUUCUUGCAAGCUGACAUGACAAAGUACCUUGAAGGAUCACUAUACCCCACCACUCAGCAAUAUAAUGAUGUUGUCAGUGCACUCUUACAGGCAUACCCUUUUCUCGAUGAGGGUGGGUGCGGCUUUUUUCUAUGGAAACGAGCCCUUAAAGACCGUUUCAAGUAUGUACGGAGACCAAUAGAAGAUGAUGAGCAGGUGGUGAGAAAUAAAUGCAAGUUUGGACACAGGCGAGGACAGACCAGAAAAUCUCCUGAAAAUAGCUGUGAGGAAAUCAAAGUAGAGAAUAUUUACAGUGAAGGACUUGACACUGCAGUAACAGAACAUAUCAACUGGUUUAAGGAAGAAUAUAUGAAAACUGAGAGAAAUUGGGCAGAGGUGGAUAAAAGGAUGUCCAAAACUUUAGAAAUAAGAAGAAAGAUGAUAAAUAGCAGGAUGCCUUUGAAAGAUGUUUUGAGGCUGUUCCCAUUCUUAAGAUGUCCAUACCAGCUUUUUAGAGAGUUUCAGUUCCUAACACACAGGGAUAUUUAUAAGAAAACAGUUGAUAUUUUGGAGGCCUAUUCAGAGCACAUACUGACUUCGAACCUGGUGAAGAACAGUCCGGUUAAUGUUGUUCUGCAAAGAAGUCUGAAACAACACAUGGAAGAGGAUAUUCAGAAAUGUAUGAAGAUAACAGCCACAUGUUUACUCUUACCAGUUGUUUUUGGAGAAGAUUCCUCUUUGUUUGUUACUGUGAAUGAUGAGGUGAAAGUGUCGACACCAGUACUAGAAGUGAAAUACCCAUUUAAUAUAAAUGUGUGUGAGUGUUCCCUGUACAUGGAGAAAGAGAAACUCGCUCAGCUGGAUGAUUGUGCCAUGGCCCUGGCUGCUCUGCUGGCUUCUUAUCAUGUCUUUGGCAUUCCAUUCCCCCAAGGGCUGCACAAUACACUUAACUUUUUGAAGUCUCUCGUCUUUGAAGUGAAAGUUCUGCCGUUGCUUUCAGUAAAAACCAAGACAAUGGAAAAAUGUGAAUGUACUGACAUUAAAUAA